This is a messenger RNA of Lactuca saligna, 549 nucleotides long. Lineage: Eukaryota; Viridiplantae; Streptophyta; Magnoliopsida; Asterales; Asteraceae. The record is from the annotation of a GenBank genome assembly.
AUGAAUCAAUCGUUCGUUUCGUUGAACAAACUACACCUCCUUGAGCUACAAUAUGCAGAUGAAAUAAAGGCGCUUGAACCUCCUCAUACUUAUGUCCCAUGGGUCGUCCUAGAUGGACAACCGCUUUAUGAUGAUUAUGUGGAUAUCAUAAGCUUAAUUUGUAAAGCUUAUAAAGGCUCUAAAACACCCCAAGCUUGCCAUGGUUUAUCCCUUCCUGUUACCAAACAUAAGGACACAGAUAACAAUUUGGAUAAUAAGCUUCGUGGGUGCAUGAUGUUGGCAUGGUUGAAUCUAUGUAGGAUUAUGGAAUAAAGUAAAAAAGGCAAAUUACUUAAGUGGUUAAAAUUAUCAAAGUGACCGUUUCUUUUGGAUAUUCUAGUUUUUACUAUAUAAGUGGAAACAUUUUAGCAUUUAAAUGGGUCUAAUAUGAGGUUGGAAGCAUGUUUGUACAAAAAUUGAUGAAUACUUAUAAGUUAGAGUAAAUUACACGAUUUGUCCCUGAUGCAAGUGUCAAAUUGCGCGUUUGAUCCCAAUUUUCAAAAAUUAAAU